Molecule: messenger RNA, 3060 nt
Organism: Dendronephthya gigantea
Lineage: Eukaryota; Metazoa; Cnidaria; Anthozoa; Malacalcyonacea; Nephtheidae
Exons: 22
Coding region: 324-3038 (904 amino acids)
Biological process (GO): protein folding; response to endoplasmic reticulum stress
Cellular component (GO): endoplasmic reticulum
Molecular function (GO): protein disulfide isomerase activity
Source: RefSeq, a predicted model, not a curated record
GAAAAUCAAUCGUCAAUGUGUAAACAUCAGCACAUGCAUACACAAGGAAUUGAGGGAAAACUCUAUCAGGACAUCUGAGACAUUUAUAAUCUGAUAGUUUUAUCUGUUAAAACUAUCAAGCCAUCUAAACAUUUUAUCAGCAAUCUAAACAUUUUAUCAGCAAUAUUCUAAACAAUCUAUCAUGUCCUAUUGUUAGUAUCGUAUUAGGUUAGAUAGAGGGGUCCAUAACUUCCAUUUGGGAGUUUUGGGUCAGCCCAUGGCCCGAUACUUCAUGUAAACUGCCACGAGACAACAGCAGUUAUGGGAUAGGAAAACAAAACAGUAUGUCUAAUUUGUUGUGUGCGUUCAUUUAUUUCUUCUGCAUUUUGUUAUACAUAAAUCUAGUAACAUUUGCAGGAGGCAAUCUUCCUCAACUUGGGUACGAUGUUCUUCAAGUUAGCUACACGGGACGUCCAGUUUGUGCAUUCUUUAAACAUGCAGGUACUUCACCAGAGUAUGAGGACUUGUUAUCAAAUUUCCUAAAGACUAAAGUUGCAAUCAACUAUGCAGACUGGACAAUUGGUUGUGUAAAGAUUGAAGAUAUUCACCAGAUAUCACCACCUCCCAACUUGUAUCCAAAUGUUGUACCAUCCUUGCAAUGUGACAUUGGUAUUAAACUUCCUUUGGAAUUUCACUUUCAAAAUAAAUCCCUGAAAUCUUUGAAGAAAUGGUUCAAGCAUGUGUCAAAGGAACAUUCUGCUCAACCAAGGCUUAUGACUACAUUAUCUGAGUUGGAAAAUGUCAUUUUUAAUGAUACUAAAAAAGUCACAGUUCUUAUGGUAACUGAAAAGGAACACUUUUACAUCAUGAAAGACCUAGUGAGGAAGGUUAAAAAAUACCAAAGCGAUGUGCCCUUUAAUGUAUUGAUAACAAGACCAGAUUAUAUGCAUUCUUGGAAGCAAAAAGACUCAUUCCACAAACAUCAAGAUUUCCCUGCUGUACUUUUCUUUACUUACGAAGUUUGGGUGACGAAGAAAUCACCUGUUUACAUUAUACAAGGCUAUCAUGAAGUUUCUUCAUCCAACAUUCAACUUGCACUCAUGGCUGUUACUGCUAAAUAUGUUUUUAUGGACGAGGAGCGUUUCCUCAGCGAAAUAAUUGAUACGAAAUACCAACUGCCUCCAAAAUUGGUGUUCGUAUUUUCGUAUACCAAUCCUGAUUCUUUGAGGUACUUUUUGACAUUCAAAAAACUACACAAACAAUUGGAGUGUGCCGGUGCUCUGUUGGAAUUGAGGUUAAUGGACAUUGGAAAAAGAAAGAAUUCUUUAGUUUUUUCUAGACAUAUUAAUGGAACAAAAAUAAACAGUUUUCCAACAUUUGUACUCUUUUGGCAGGAAUUGACCGAAACAUACGAAAUCAAAGUGCGCCAGGAGAUUUUCAAAGAUCUUUCGAAUACUGAUAAAUUCGUUUCUCUAAUGGUAAAAAACGGGAUUUUGAAAGAAUGGAAAAUAAAUUAUGAUCGCAAUGAUCAUUGCAUUGGAGAGGAUUAUCACGAAUGUGUAAACCUUGCCUAUCCUCGUGGGGUAUGUAAAGCAAACACAACAGUUACGGAGGAUGACUACUCAAAUAAUAUCCCAACGUCAAGACGACAACUGAAGAAACGAAGGACGACAGGCAAACGAAGAAAGGUUGGAAAUUUGACAGUUCUUACUGUUAACGAUUGGUCUGGGACCAUCGAGGCCUCCAGUUCUCCCUCACCAACCAAAAGUGAUUCCCCUUUGUUAUCUCUGGUAUUCUUUAUCGUCAAGAGAUGUCGCUAUUGUGAAAUGAUUAUGCCACAAAUAGAGAAAAUAUCCAAAACAAUUAAACGCUCAGAGAAUGCAGAAGUCUACUUGGUAAACUGUUCAGCAAGUCCAAAGAUUUGCGCGGAUCACCACAUCCGAGGAUUUCCUUCUUUAAAGUUAUUUCGUAGGCUGCCAUGGUCUCAUCUUGGUGGUUGUGCGACAGAUAACCUUCAACAACAAAAUAUUGCCCUGGAUUAUCACCGGCCUUUCGAGCCAAUUGACAUGGUUCUAGAAUGGUUUUCUAACUCGUCUCUUCCAAGUGUGAGAAAAGAUUUUCUACUUAGCGACAUUCCCAAACACCUUAAUCAUGACGUAUAUCUGGUUGGGACGGUCAUAACCAGAUCUCAAGCACUGCGCUUCUUGCCGCCCUACAGCCACAACAAGUGGUAUCCGUACACAUGUUUCCAAACGGCGUGUGAAUUAUUGCUUGGUAAAGCAUUUUGUUACGUAACUAUGACCAGAGACUUUGGAAUUAGCGAGAAAAUGAGAAAGACAAAGAAUAAAGAUCUGUUUUUGAUCGAGUUGCGGUUACUUCGAAGUGAUGGAAUUGAGGCCAAAAUAUUUGAACUUGGUGUUCCUUUAGAAAGAUCCUUGGAAGAGAAUGAUUCAGAAUUACACAAAUUUCAUAACGCUCACAGUUAUUUUAUCGAGAAAGGGUUUCGUUGUGAGGAUAAUCAUCCACGAUGCACAGAGUUCAUUGUAAUGUUUGUCAGAGACCACUCACGACUACCCGUAACUCAUUUGUCUCAUGAUGGCUUUCACACGAUAAACAGUGAUAGGUCUGGUCAGUCAGAGGAACUUCCUGUUGUUUUAGUCUUAGCUCAUAAAGAAAACCUGACAAGUCAUAGCUCAUAUACACAGGAAAUUAAUAAGGCAGCGUACGAGUUAUAUCGUGACGUGAUAUUUACGUCAUUAGAUGUCGAUGAAUAUCCAUGGUGGGCAAGAAAAUUCGUUCCCCGCGAUUACGACAAAACACAACUGGCGAGCCAAGCAGACUUGGAAUAUACUGCACCAUUACAUCAUUACCCAAGACUCUGUAUCGUCAGAAAGUCCGAUCAUAGCCAAGCUGCAUUUUUACCUAGUUUAGAGAACAUGGCUAAUGGUAAAAAUAUUCCUAGAAUGUUAAGAAAAAUUAACGCUCAAAAAAUAAUCGCAUUUGUAAAACGAUAUUUGCAAAAUCCUCAAGAAUUGCUGGUCAUUACGGAGGAAUUUUAAAGAGGGAUUGUAGGUAUAUUGA